AUGGGAGAUAAAGGAAACAAAACAGAUGCAUAUAUAGUGUGUUAUGCACCAACCAUGAUUACAACAAAUGGAAUAUGGCAAGGAGAUAACCCUUUGGAUUAUUCUCUUCCACUUUUCAUCUUGCAAUUAACUUUAGUUGUUGCAGCCACUCGCAUGUUCGUCUUUAUUCUCAAGCCCUUUCGCCAGCCACGUGUCAUAGCUGAAAUUCUGGGAGGAGUAAUAUUAGGUCCUUCGGUGCUUGGAAAAAAUGAACUAUUUGCCAAUGCAAUUUUCCCUCUAAGAAGUGUGAUGGUCAUUGAAACAAUGGCGAACGUUGGAUUACUUUAUUUCCUCUUCUUGGUUGGUGUGGAGAUGGAUGUGACUAUUUUGCGCAGCGUAGGGAGAAAGGCGGUCUUUGCAGCAAUUUCUGGCAUGGUUUUGCCUUUCAUCAUUGGUGCUUCUUUUUCCUUCUUUUCGAAUAAGCACACUCACGAUAACAUAAACCAAGGAACUUAUAUUCUGUUCCUCGGCGUCGCUCUAUCUGUCACUGCUUUUCCUGUCUUAGCUCGAAUCCUGGCCGAGCUAAAACUUAUUAACACGGAUUUAGGAAGGCUCGCUCUUUCGUCUGCACUCAUUAACGACGUGUGCGCUUGGAUUCUCUUGGCUUUAGCAAUUGCAUUGGCUGAAAAUGAAACAAGUUCUUUUGCUUCCCUUUGGGUUUUAUUGUCGGGCGCAGCAUUUGUGGCCUUUUGUAUUUACGCCGUUCGACCAGCAGCCUCAUGGGUAGUUAGGAAAACACCUGAAGGUGAAUCAUUCAGUGAAUUCUAUAUAUCUCUUAUAUUAGCCGGUGUCAUGAUCUCCGGUUUCAUCACCGAUGCUAUUGGAACACAUUCUGUUUUCGGAGCUUUCGUGUUUGGUUUGGCGAUUCCGAGUGGACCACUUGGUGUUACUCUUGUGGAAAAGCUUGAGGAUUUUGUUUCCGGACUUUUGCUCCCUCUAUUUUUCGCAAUCAGCGGGUUAAAAACCGAUUUAGGACUCCUUCAAGGGUCUUGGACUUGGAGUAUUCUUAUUAUUGUCAUUUUUCUUGCUUGCAUCGGCAAAGUUGUGGGAACUCUAGCUGUUGCAUUCUUUUAUCAAAUGCCGAUCCGCGAAGGCGCUACCCUCGGAUUACUCAUGAACACAAAAGGCCUUAUUGAACUGAUUGUUCUCAAUGUUGGAAAAGACCAAAAGAUUUUCGAUGAAGCAUCAUUUGCCGUAAUGGUGGUUAUAACCGUAAUAAUGACCGGAAUAGUUGUACCUGCUGUAUCGAUAAUUUAUAGACCACCAAGGGGAAACAUACAUUACAAAAGAAGAUCAAUUCAGAUAUCAAAACCAGAUGCAGAAUUUAGAAUACUAGUUUGUGUCCAUAGUCCUCGAAAUGUGCCAACGAUGAUCAACCUCCUUGAAGCCUCGAAUCCAACAAAGAAGUCGCCAAUAUGCCUCUACAUGCUUCAUUUGGUCGAACUCAGCGGCCGUACAUCAGCAAUGCUUAUUGCCCACAACACAACAAAACCAGAACAGGUAGCACUUAACCGAACGGAAGCUCAAUCCGAUCACAUAAUCACCGCCUUUAAAAACUACCAACAAAACUCAUCAUUCGUCUCUGUCCUGCCUUUAACAGCAGUUUCCCCUUACUCAACAAUGCAUGAGGAUAUAUGCAAUUUAGCACAAGAAAAACGUGUAUCGCUAAUAAUCAUUCCGUUUCAUAAACAACUAACAGUUGACGGUGGAAUGGAACCAACAAACAUGUCGUUUCGUACAAUCAACCAAAACGUACUAACAAAUGCACCUUGCUCGGUCGGAAUUCUAGUCGACAGAGGCUUAAACGGUUUAAACCAUCUAGACUCAAAUCAAGUAUCACAUCAUGUAGCAGUAAUGUUUAUCGGUGGACCGGACGACAGAGAAGCCUUAUGCUAUGGAUGGAGAAUGUUCGAACACACCAGCAUAAGCCUAACCAUAAUGCGGUUUGUCCCGGGCGAAAAACUAAACGAACCGCUUCGUCAACACCAAAUCAAUCCAGACGAACCAAGCGUGUUAACAGUUGAAACGGAUAACGAUAUAGAAAAACGAAUCGAUGAGAAACUAAUACACGACUUUAGAAUGAGGUACACGGGCGAUGAUUCAUUUAACUACUUUGAGAAAGUAGUUAACAAUGGAGAGGAAACAGUAGCAGCAAUAAGAACAAUGCAUGAUAUACAUGAUCUAUUUAUAGUUGGAAGAGGUCAAGGAAUGAUAUCACCAUUGACAGCAGGGUUAACUGAUUGGAGUGAGUGUCCUGAGAUGGGUGCAAUAGGUGAUCUAUUAGCUUCAUCAGAUUUUGCAGAAACUGCUUCAGUUUUGGUAGUGCAACAAUAUGUUGGAAUAGGAUCAAAUUUUGAUGGAUUAGAUACACCAGUUGAUAGUGAAGAAUAUAAUAAUAGUGUUGACAUAAAUCAUCAAUCUGGAACAUCAAGAGCACAUACUGUUUUUAAUACAGAAAGAAUAACUCCGCAUAAUUUAUAG
Molecule: messenger RNA, 2520 nt
Organism: Vicia faba (fava bean)
Lineage: Eukaryota; Viridiplantae; Streptophyta; Magnoliopsida; Fabales; Fabaceae
Source: the annotation of a GenBank genome assembly